This is a messenger RNA of Castor canadensis (American beaver), 1077 nucleotides long. The record is from RefSeq and is a predicted model, not a curated record. NCBI's taxonomy places the organism in Eukaryota, Metazoa, Chordata, Mammalia, Rodentia, Castoridae.
GCGCGCCCGUCCCAGCGGUAGAUACUGGCCGGUAGGGGAGACAGUCCCUGGCCGUUUGCUCCUGUCUGUGGAGGAGCGGUGGGGAAGUGAUGCGCUAGGGCCAGGGUAGGAAAGAGCCUGGCCGUCUACGCCUCCCGCGACGCUAGUCCCUGAGCCGUCAUGCGAGCGUGGGUCCUACUCUUCGCGGUACUCUGGUACCUAUUAGGAGUGAAAAUAUAUGUAAAAUUACAUCAAAAUAGCCCAGUCCUUAUCUGUAUGGAUUAUGACCGUGCUAGUAAAGAAACAGUGGACCCCACUUAUUUAUGGGUUGGACCUAAUGAAAAGACAUUAACAGGAAAUAAUCGAAUAAGUAUAACAAACACAGGAAUGUUGAUGGUGAAAGAUUUUCUAGAGACUUUGUCUGGACUUUACACAUGUACUCUUUCUUAUAAGAAUAUCAAAGCAGAAACCCAAGAAGAAAGUGUAGUAAAGAAGAGAUAUGACUUUAUGAUAUUUGCCUACCGGGAACCUGAUUAUUCAUACCAGAUGGCUGUGCGUUUUACCACAAAGUCUUGUUUAGGAAGAUACAAUGACCUCUUCUUUAGAGUGCUGAAGAAAAUCUUGGAUAAUUUAAUCUCUGAUUUGUCAUGCCAUGUCAUAGAACCAUCAUUUAAAUGCCACUUUGUUAAAACUCCAGAACAUGACUUCAUACAUGAGCUAUUCAUAGCCUUUCAAGUUAAUCCUUUUGCACCAGGGUGGAAAGGGGCAUGCAAUAACAUGUCUGUUGACUGUGAAGACAUCACUAAUCGUAAUAUACUCAAGGCAAGAGAUCGGAUAGAAGAAUUUUUUCGGAGCCAAGCAUAUAUUUUCUACCAUCACUCUAAUAAAACCCUACCAGCUAUGCAUUUUGUGGACCAUAGUUUUCAAGUAGUACGCAUGGAUAGCUGUCGACCAGGCUUUGGAAAAAAUGCAAGUCUUCACAGCAAUUGUGCUAGCUGUUGUGUGGUUUGUAGUCCUGGAACUUUUAGUCCUGAUGUUGAUGUUACUUGUCAGAUUUGUGUUUCUGUUCAUACCUACGGAGCUAGAGCUUGCCCAUAA